Molecule: messenger RNA, 3574 nt
Organism: Dermacentor silvarum
Lineage: Eukaryota; Metazoa; Arthropoda; Arachnida; Ixodida; Ixodidae
Exons: 5
Coding region: 7-507 (166 amino acids)
Source: RefSeq, a predicted model, not a curated record
UUGCCGAUGGCCGUUCACCUCAAUCCUUCUGCGCACGCGACCUUGGUCCUGCGGCUGCUGCUCUGGGGCGAGGGUGCGCGCAACGGCGGGCGCCCAAGCCGAUCGCUCUUCCCCCAUCGCCGUCGAGCGCCCUCGCACACGCGGCUGUCUUUUCGCGCGAAGACAAGUGCACGGAAGGGGGUACUGCGAGGCGGUCUCGGAGGAGCAGCCACCGAAAGGGAAAGGAGAAGCCGCUUUGUUCAGUCCGCACGAGAACCGCACGAUGCCGGAGAAGAGCAACACCGGAGGCUCCAAGAACAACGACCGAUGGAAGGUGAAGGCGAUUCCAUUUCCCCCGUCGGCGGAGAGGAGGGACACAGGCUUCCGGGAAUACCACCCCGGCGUGCUGCAUCCUCGAUCGGGAGGCAGCAGUCCGACCUCGCCGCAGCCCAGCCAAGGCGGAUGGAAAUACUCAUGAAGUUGGGACCGAGCUUGCAGAAAGCUGGAGCCAGCUCUAGACGCUACUGAGCGUUCUUCAAGCCCAGCGGACAGUCACCGUGUGAUAUAUACUCAUCGCCGUGUUGUCUACUGUAUAUAAUGUUGAGAGGGCGUCUCUCAGCGCCUGCUUUUUAUGUCUGCAUUCACAGGGUCGGCUCGGUUAUUAUGUAAACGAUGUGGACUAUAAAGGAUAAUGUUUCCUGCUUUUGAGCGCGCGUUACUAUCUCCAAAAGUUUAAUUAUGUGUUCGCGGAUGUAGGUGCAAACCAUGCUCAUGGUCUUCGUUUUCGUCGCCGUCUUCUUCUCUAUAUUCGCAUGAUGGCCGCACUGUUUUUCCUGCAAAAACCGUAUUUCUUUUUAGACAGGGGCGAGCCACUGUAGUUCACCUAAGACCAGCUUUUCAUGUUUCACUGAUGUUCCUCGAAGUUACACAAUGGCACUGUCCCCUUCACUGUAUUGAGCUGAGUUGCUGAGAUGGACUUUUUUUUUUUUUUUGCCUUUUUGCUUGCGUGCUUGCGUUCUUGCUUUCUUUGUUGUGCAAAACCACUCCACAGAUGUCGUGUAACCUAGCCCUUCUAGUAAUGCAUUAUAUGCACGAAUGGGAAGUUUUUCUCAGCUGCGAUUGUUCGAACCGGCCGCCGAGUUUCACCUGCUCUCUAGCCUCCUCCGUUAACCUUGUACAUGAAUAUUAUUUUGGACAAUUGCUGUAGAUACGCUUUUAAAAGAACACUCAGGCUUUCCCACGUAGACGUCCAAGCAUUAAACUGAAAGCUAGGCGUUGGUCAAACCAAUGCAGUGGAUUGUGCGGCCUUGCGCCCAAGCACACAAUUAAUGAGCCAUUAUUACACAUUGAUAUUUUUUUAUCCGCUGCAGAGACUAAAGCAGAAUGCAAUAAUGCCCGUAUAUAUAGUGAGAUUCUGAGUUAUUCUGAAUUCUGAUAUUUAUUAAUUAUCGCUUACAUGUAGAACUUAAAAAAAAAAACAACGAUAAUUUCAUCCAAACUUCCGAACAUUUUAUUUAGGCUGAUGACAUGGUCGAUAAACGGCGGAAAUUAUUUCAUAUAUCUUCUUUUUCACGCACCCGCAGCGAAUUACACCUUUCUCGUUCUAUUUAUUUUAAUGUUUUGGAUCGACUUGCACGAGACGCAUUGAAUUUUUGCGAGGGUUUCGAGGGUUAUCAGUGCUGGAUUAAGAAUUGGCGAUGGGGAGAGCUUGGGGGGCUGUAUCCACAAGUCUCACCUCUGACCGUAGUCAAAGCGGGACCACUCCAUUCACCUCGAAUCGCAUUUUUAGAAAACUGCGUGCACAACUGACAAGCGGAAUGAACAUGACCGUUAGGAGCCUAGAACAGGAAGCACCACAAAUAUUUUUCUUUAAUUAAAAAAAAGUGAAUGAAGAAAAACAUUUUUUUCCUGACUUUCUGUAUACGGUAUACGUAUAUGAACUGGAGUGAAAUCUUAAUCCAGCUCUAGUUUACUCAACAUCAAUUGUGCAACAUCGUGACACCAUGUUGGUGUCAUCGUGGGUUACUGAAACAUAUUACCUUAAGUAACGGGUGAGCGUGGCUGCGGCGUAGUCAAUAGCCUUUAGGAUGAGUAGACGACGGGAAUGUGUCAUGUGCUUUGCAUAUAUGUGAUAGAAAACUUCUCACUGAGACCCUCUGCACAUUCCAAACCCAAGGGUGAAAGUCAUUCCUGGCAAUUGUGUAAGGCGUGUUCUCUUCCAGCUAAUGCAAAAUUUGGUCCCUGUGGUUUUAUUGACGUGAUUAUACAGCAAGAAUAUGGCGCUUCUUAUUGAAGAUGACCAGAGAUACUGUGGCGUAGCCAGGAAUUUUUCCCGGGGUGGGAGGGGGGAGGCUCGCAUUUGGCCGGGGAAGGGGGCAGGCGGCGGUUGCCGCACGUCGUGAUAUAUGCCAGGUACCCUGGUACAUAAAAAUUUUGCUUUGAGAGGGAAGGGUACGUGCCACCCCUGUCUCUCUCUCUCUGUAUAGGCACAGUAUAGUCGGCGACAUCGCUGGAGGACCCGCCGUGGUUGCUCAGUGGUUAUGGUGUUGGGCUGCUGGAGCACGAGGCCGCGGGAUCGAAUCCCGGCCACGGCGGCCGCAUUUCGAUAGGGGCGAAAUGCUGAAAACACCCGUGUACCUAGAUUUAGGUGCACGUUAAAGAACCCCAGCUCGUCAAAAUGAAUCCGGAGUCCCCCACUACGGCGUGCCUCAUAAUCAAAGGUGGUUUUGGCACGUAAAACCCCAUAAUUUAAUAAUAAUAAACAUCGCUGGAGGAAGGCAUCGUAUGUAUAUAGCGCCACUUCUACUCGCCAGCUGGUGGCCUUAUAGUACGGAAGCGCCCAGGCUUCCUUUUAAGCCGGCUACUCAGUGAUUGUCUAAUACCCCUGACACACGGGUAAAAGUAAAGUCCUUUGCAGGAAACCCCUUUUGUUACUACGAAGGACCCUUUGCAGAAAGGAGGUGCGCCGAUGACACACGGCAUCGCGCUAACUUCUUUAGGGCUGGCAUUUUGUAGCGAUGCCUUAUGACUUAUUCUAUACCAGUCUUAUCCUCCACCGCUCACGGCCGGCUGAUUCCGUUCAUAACGCGAGCGGACCGUCGCUCUGACCACUGACAAACCGCGAUAAGCGCGAAAAGGCAUUAUCAUCAAAAGGCAUCGCUACAAAAUACCGGCCUAGGUGGUUCCUCAGAUGAACGCGAAAAAAAAAAAGCGUUGUUUGUUAAUUUUGAUGAUAAUGCGCAUAUUCGGAAUUCAACAUGGUGGCGCUAGCGACGUGGUGCGAGCGUUUGAGAGUAUAGCUAGAGUAAAUCUUCACUGUUUGACAAAUAUCGCAUUACCGCUAAAAAGUAAUAAAUUUUCCAAGGUAAAAUUAAUACUUACGGGGCACCGUAGUUAUGUAACACGUUUUCGUCUAUUGAUGAGUUGUGCACGCUGUAUGCGAGAGUACACCUUUCCGCUCGAAAAGUAGAUGCCCGAUCUUCUUUUCCGCAAAGGAACUUUGCCGGCAGGGAGAUACUCCUUUGUCGUGUGUCACUGCGCCUGAACGCCUUUCCGGUAGAUGUCCCCCUUACCUAAAGGACUUUAGUGUGCCCGU